Messenger RNA from Myotis brandtii (Brandt's bat), 3828 nucleotides. It is a transcript of the gene FNDC11, whose product is annotated as chromosome unknown open reading frame, human C20orf195. NCBI's taxonomy places the organism in Eukaryota, Metazoa, Chordata, Mammalia, Chiroptera, Vespertilionidae. The transcript is spliced from 2 exons. Gene Ontology annotation, molecular function: protein binding. The coding region runs from base 237 to 1223 and encodes 328 amino acids. The record is from RefSeq and is a predicted model, not a curated record.
GUGAGGCACCUCCUCACUCAGUGAUGUCAGCUGGUGGCUUGGAAUCAGCGCUGGCAGCUGCCUCGCUCUGGAGACGCUGCUCCCCUUCCCCGGAGAGCUGCCCGCAGCUGCCCGCCUCCCACAGCUGCCUCCACGUGGCCUGACUGCACAACCAGGUCGCGCUGGACUCUACGCCACAGAGGCAGACGAGUCAUCCGCCCCCCAGACGGCCACCCAGCCAUCUGCCUGACCUUCCCAUGACAAUGAGUUUCCAGGUGACAGGCCUGGGCCUGGACAAGAUGAAGCUGGACAGUCCCCAGUCCUUCCUGGACCAGGAGGAGGUGGAGGAGGCUGAGGACCGGCAGCUGCUGGAGCCGGAGGCUUGGAGGACCUACACAGCACGCCGCAAUGCGCUGCGGGAGUUCCUGACCUGCGACCUGAGCCCCCACCUGCUGAAGCGCCACCACGCUCGCAUGGAGCUGCUGAGGAAGUGCUCCUACCACAUCGAGAUCCUCCCCAAGCACCUGGCCCUGGGCGACCAGAACCCGCUGGUGCUGCCCAGCACCAUGUUCCAGCUCAUCGACCCCUGGAAGUUCCAGCGCAUGAAGAAGGUGGGCACCGCGCAGACCAAGAUCCAGCUCCUGCUGCUCGGAGACCUGCUGGAGCAGCUGGACCACGGCCGUGCCCAGCUGGAUGCCCUGCUCGAGUCGCCUGACCCUCGGCCCUUCCUGGCGGGCUGGGCACUCGUGGAACAGCGGCUGGCAGACCUGUCGGCCGUCAUGGACAACUUCCUGGCCAUGAUGGUGCCAGGGCGUCUGCAUAUCAAGCACCGCCUGGUGUCUGAUGUUGGCGCCACCAAGAUCCCGCACAUCCGGCUCAUGCUCAGCACCAAGAUGCCCGUCAUGUUCGAUCGCAAGGAGUCGGUGGCCCACCAGGACUGGGUCACCCUGCGCUGGUUUGUCACCAUCCAGCCAGCGAUGCCGGAACAGUUCGAACUGCGCUUCAAGCUGCUGGACCCACGGACACAGCAGGAGUACCUGCAGCGCGGCAUCAUCCCCGUGGCCGCCUGCACUUUCGACGUCCACAACCUGCUGCCCAACCGUGUCUACAAGUUCACCGUCAAGAGGGCAGAAAGCUACACGCUGGUCUAUGAGCCCUGGCGGGACAGCCUCACACUGCAGACCAGGCCGGGGCCCCCCGAAGGGCCGCCCCCCCGUCGGCUGGGCAAGCCGGGCCGCCCCUGACUGCAGCUUCCGAGAGAUGGUUUUCUAGUAUUUAUCCACUAAUAAAGAGGAGUAUAAACGCACACACACAAUGAAAGAAGCAAACCUACUUCCGUCCUGAGGGCAGCGGCAGCCACAUGGGUAUUUCUCCUGACUUGGCCCAAGCACUCCCACGAGCCCCAGGCCCCGCAGCUCCUGCUCCCUUUUCGGGGGGCGGGGGCCCCAGGCUGGACCUUCCAGGACAGCUGGCCCCAGAGCAAGAAGCGCCAGCCCUGGCACCUGGAUGCCACCUCCAGCAUGACAGCUGCCCCAGGGGCUCGGCCACAUCAGCUCCAGCCCACCCCCCCCCCCCCCGUCACAAUAACCAGCCAUGUGACCUCAGCACAGGCUCUGGCCACCUUUCCUCCCUCCUAGGCCAGGUUCCCCAGGGGGACAAUCCCCCAGGUCCUGCCCAGACCCCACAGGGGCAGUCAUGGCCCAUCACUCUCACCCCAGCUUUAUCAGGAUCAGAGUGCCUGAGGCCAAAAGGACAUUUUAUUUUUAAAAUGACAAUAAAAGUCUUAUCUUUCCCCCAAAUGAAGCUGAAGUUCAUCGGCACCCCAUCCGGAGGUGGGUGAGGGUCCCAGGAAAGGGCGCCUGGCAGGGGGCAUCCCCAGCACACAGGCCAGCAUAAGGACUCUUGGGAGGUGGCACUCCCUCCAGCCCAUUGGCCCUCCCCACCAACUCCUCUGUCCAGCCCCCUGUGGGUGACCACCCCCUUGAUGUUGCCUUGAUAGUCUGCCCUUGCCCUGCAGUGGUCCUGUGACCCCGGGCGCCCAGCAGUGCCCCUCCCCGUGCGCACGCUCACUCUGACAAAGGUAAUAUGGGCGUCAGUGUCCACCUGCUCCUGCGGCUUGGACACCAGCUCCAGGAGGGACAGCCCUAUGUCCCUGGCCAUGGCUGAGGAGGAUGGUCAGCACAGGUAACCACGUGGUCACUGGAGAAUCGUGUGGUCAGGGAUGAUGGGAAACAGCCCCUCUCCCACUGGCUGAGAAGUGGUUUGGUGAAGGGGGUCCCCAACUCUGCCGGAGAAGCCCCAGCACCGCCCCUCAGCAUGGACAGGGUGCUCUUACAGGUGGGGAUUUAGCCCGGGGAGGGCUCCUCUCCCAGGCCUGUCCCACUGUGUGCCCCGCGCUCUGGCCUCGUGUGCUAUGGGCGCACUCCUGCAUGUCCUGCAGGGGUCCCAGGGCCCAGGCCUCAUGCUCCUCAGAAAUGGAGGGAACAGGGGUAAGAGCAGGCCAGGGACCAGGGACUGGGGUUUGUGCUGAGUCAUACCAGUCCAACAGAGGGCCUGGCUGGAGUGGGGUUCACCAAGGGAGGUGCAUGGGGGUACGCAGCUCAUUCUGUGUCUCCUGCUGGAGGCCUGGCUUGCGCCCUCACCCAGAAAGGCAGCUGCCCAGAGGCCACAGGUCCUACUCUGGAAGCAGCUCUGCUGCACCUACUAAGUACAGCCCUUGAGGCCAGGACGCUGGUCUGUGCCCGACCCGCCUCAGCCUCACCUCUACCACGUAGCUGCCUCGCCCCCGCCCCCCAGCCCCCUGAUUCCUACAGCACACUUGGGGUUUCAACGCCUCUUCCUCUGGGAAGCCCUCCCUGACUCCAGGUUGGUAAGGUCUUAACUCCCUGCCUCAGACACCUGUUCAUCUCUCCUUAAGCGUUUUUCACAAGAUUCGGUCAAGUUUCUCAAUGCUUGGAGGAGGCUGCCAUGGAGGAGGCCUCUUCCAGGUAGGGCCCAUCGACUCACUUUGGGCCUCGCAGUGAACACAUGGUACACAAAGGCCUGCCACGUCUCGGUCUCUCUGUGACCUCCCGACCCAUCCACUCCCAGGGCCCCGGCCACACCUUGCUUUUCCCACAGCUGCUCUACGGGGUGGGGGUGGGAGGCCUGGGGGCUCAGCCACACAAGGGGAAUGAGGAGCCCAGGUCAAUCUCCAGGGGCCAUGCAGUGCCCAAGGUCCUGGGUGGCACCGGGCCCGCUGGCAGCCUUGGGGACUUUGGACCUAGACUGUGGGCCUAAGAUCAGCGUUCAGAGGCUGGGCACACCUGCAACACCUGAACACAGCUCACGGCGUGGCCUCGCCCUCCCGGUUCCAGCUUCCUCGGCGCUGGCAGAGGACCCUCAGCCGGCGGUGUCCUCAGUGCUCCCCGUGCUCCCCACCCAGCACCUGCCACAAGGGCUUGACAGCCUCACAGCCCGAGGAAGGGCUACCCUCUGUGCCCCCAGACAGGCCUCAAAACACCCAGGGGUGAGAAAGCAGAGUGGCCUUUAUAACAAAGUUAAUGUUCAAUCAUAUAAUAGUCCAAGAAAAGAUACAAAAUUGGAAUGUAGAGAUUUGAUUUGUAGAAAACUUCAGGAAACAGACCCAUCCCGUGGUCCCGCAGCAAGGCCACGGGGGCUGCCCUCCUAGGACACACAACUUUGCAGCCCCAGCCCGUGGGGAACAUCACCCCGAGACCCAGGUCGGAGCUGCCUCAGGGCGGACUCGGCGGGGGGCCAGAGGCUUCCAGAGAAGGCAGAACACAAUGCCUCCUGACACACCAGGUGGGCAGGCUGUCCGGACCUGACCCACCCGCGGAGUGGGGGCUG